UUGAAUAAAACUAUCGAAAAUAGGGUGUUUCUCGUGGAAAUCUAACUAAAUUUAGCUAUAAAGUGAUAUGCUUUCUUUCUAAACGAGUAGCAAAUAAAACUAAACCCCCCGCAAGACGUGUAUUUAGCGCGUGAUUAGCACUAACGGCUCCAACAAUGGCAACCUGCAGCGUCGUAUCCUGGACCAUUGGAUUAAUUUUAAUAGCAUCCACUACUUCAGCUCAAACCAACCCCACAAACCAGGCGCACCUUCAAAUUGGCCCCCAGGAUGCAACGGUUAUCGUUGGACAAAUGCAAAAUGUUACCCUGCGGCUGCACGGUACCCUUUCGGAACGUGUAAUCGUUAAUUUUACCCAAACAAACGUGACGGCCGGUAAUGAGUACGUCAAAGUAAUUCCAUCGUCGAUCGAAUUCGAUCCUAUACCGUCCAACGUGAUCGAUCGGUCUGAGCGCGUGUCGCUCGUUGGGCUUCGCGCCGGAAUAUUUGACCUGCUGGCACACGCCUUUCCGGCGAGCGAUUUAAUUGACCAAAGUCAAGCGUUCGUGCGUGUGACGGUUGCCAAGUCGUGGAAGCUUAUUACCCUCUCGUCGACCAUCGGGUGGGCUUACUUUCUUGCCUGGACGUGGUCCUUCUGGCCACAGAUAUGGGAAAAUCGUACCCGUGCCAGCGUGGUCGGGUUGUCGUUCGACUACCUCGCCCUGAAUCUGGUUGGUCACACGAUGUAUGCAGCGUUCAAUUGUGCGCUGUUCUGGAACGGUUCGGUGCAGGAGGAGUAUCUACGGCGCAACCCUCGGGGUUUGAUUCCGGUGCUAGUGAACGAUGUGGCGUUUUCUUUGCACGCCGUAUUUGCCACCACACUCAUCAUCGUACAAUGUUUCUUCUACGAGCGUGGCCAGCAGAAGGUGUCAUACACGGCACGUGCCCUGAUGGUAGUCUUUGGACUGGUGGUGUUCAUAUCGGCCGUGCUGGUAGCAACUGGGACGUAUCAAUGGUUGGAUUUCUUUUAUGAUUUAAGCUUCAUAAAGUUGGCCGUUACGCUCGUCAAAUAUAUACCGCAGGCGGUGCUAAACUAUCGUCGUAAGAGUACCGUCGGUUGGAGCAUUGGGAACGUCCUACUGGAUUUUACAGGUGGUUCCUUCAGCAUGCUCCAGAUGCUAGUCAAUGGCUAUAAUUACGAUGAUUGGGAUUCAAUCUUUGGAGAUGGUGCCAAAUUUGGGCUUGGAUUUUUCUCCGUACUCUUCGACGUGCUCUUCAUUGUGCAGCAUUACGUUCUCUACAGGAACUCGAACUACAUUGAACUACGUGGAGAAAACUAUCCCGGUCCUGGAAGUGUUACCACUGCACCUCCCAACGGUGUGUCCACAUAAGUUUAUAGAAUGGGUAUGAUGUUUGUAAUGUAGACUGAACGGCAAGAAGGAAUAGCAAAACAACUUGCUAGAAAAUAUGAUCUAUUCAAAAGACUUGUUUCAAUAAAUAAAC
Anopheles coustani is the source of this 1479-nucleotide messenger RNA. RefSeq names its product cystinosin homolog. The coding region runs from base 156 to 1367 and encodes 403 amino acids. NCBI's taxonomy places the organism in Eukaryota, Metazoa, Arthropoda, Insecta, Diptera, Culicidae. Gene Ontology annotation, cellular component: lysosomal membrane. The transcript has 5 exons. Gene Ontology annotation, molecular function: L-cystine transmembrane transporter activity. Gene Ontology annotation, biological process: L-cystine transport. The record is from RefSeq and is a predicted model, not a curated record.